UACUGGAGUUUAUACGUCUUUGCCAAUAGAUUUGACAAUUUCUUACAGAAUGAAUGAACCAGGAUGCAUGACUUCUUUCGUUUUUCUCUGCUCCUGAUAAGAACAUUGAACUGUGGUGCUAUGUGCAUAUUAAUCCCAUAUUAAUAGCAUAUGAAUUGAGAGCUUAAUUUAAUGUUUUUUUAUAUUUUUUUGAAAGCGAAUUUCGAUGUAAAUGGAUUAACAUUUGGAGGUGCUUUAUCAUGUUUGCGCGAGAUGGUUAAAAAGUUUCGCUUCAGCACUUGGUGCCCGGACAGCUCCUCUCUAUGCUGGCAGGUUGGUCUUUGUCGCAGUGCAACGCGCACGCUCUUUCGGUGUUAUUAGUAGCCUACCCUACAGUGUGCGCUAUAUUGUACAUGCAUGAACUCAAUAUUUUGACUCCCGUCAGAUGGGCCGGCUGUGGAAUACCGUGACACUUGUCAGGACUAGGAAUUGUCAGGACUAGGAUUUGACCACGACCACUUGAGAGUGAGAGCUUUUUUCAUAUUUUUGGAGGAUGGACACAUAAGGACUAGCCAAACAGUUCUGAAAAACAGGCUUUUGAAUGACAGUAUUUGGAAGAGGAGUGAAUUGAUGGGGCUUGAGGCAGAGCAUUGGAUUUUUGGAAUUAUUUCAUUUUUCAACUGUGUCAUGCCAAACUAAUCGGGAUGUCGGAUGACAGGAUGUUGGGAAACUUGACUCUUUGGUCAGCGACGCCAAUGUUCCUGCCAGAGAACUCCUCCUUUAACUCCUCCCUCCCUCCGUCAUUCACGGACUGGGAGGCACCCACCUUCACCGCCGCUGCCCGCGUCCGCGUGGCCGCCACCAUGGUCCUCUUCGUGUUCGCUGCCUUCUCCAACCUCUCCGUGCUGAUCAGCGUGGCACGAGGCCGCGGGCGCCGCCUGGCCGCCCAUCUCCGGCCACUCAUUGCCAGCCUGGCCUCUGCAGACCUGGUGAUGACGUUCGUGGUAAUGCCGCUGGACGCGGUGUGGAACGUCACCGUGCAGUGGUAUGCCGGUGAUACCAUGUGCAAGCUGCUGUGCUUCCUCAAACUGUUUGCCAUGCACUCGUCUGCCUUCAUCCUGGUGGUGGUCAGCCUGGACCGCCACCAUGCUAUCCUGCACCCGUUGGACACGCUGGACGCUGGGCGAAGGAACAAGAGGAUGCUGCUCGUUGCCUGGGUCCUCAGCCUGCUCCUGGCCUCCCCACAGCUGUUCAUUUUUCGAGCAAUCAAAGCCGAGGGAGUGGAAUUCACUCAGUGUGUGACGCAUGGAAGCUUCCACCAUCGCUGGCAAGAGACGGUCUACAACAUGUUCCACUUUGUCACGCUUUAUGUGUUCCCCCUGUUAGUAAUGAGCUUCUGCUAUACCCGCAUCCUCAUCGAGAUCAGCCGUCAGAUGCACAAGGGAAAAGGUGGGGAGCCGUGCCUGAGGCGAAGUGGUGCUGACAUGAUCCCCAAGGCGCGAAUGAAGACCCUGAAGAUGACCAUUGUGAUCGUGGUGUCCUUCGUGAUUUGCUGGACGCCAUACUACCUCCUAGGCAUCUGGUACUGGUUCCAGCCAGCCAUGCUCCAGGAGACACCCGAGUACGUCCACCACGCCCUUUUCGUCUUCGGCAACCUUAACACAUGUUGCGACCCAGUGAUCUACGGCUUCUACACGCCCUCCUUCCGGGCUGAUCUGGCUGAUGUGGUCGCCUGCUGCUGCCGAUCGCAGAACAUCUCCCCGAGGUCCUUGGACCAUCUGGCGUGUCGGAGGGGCAGGGCAAGCAGAGAGGCAGAGUCUGACAAUCCCAGUGGUGACCAGCCAAGUGGAAACCUGGGGUAGAUAUCCGUGGGCCUCUUGUUCAACUGCAGUGUAAAAAAAAAUACAUAUGUUGAUUUAACAUACAAUUGUAAACCAGCUGCAAUAUGAUUGUGAGUUUGCUCAACAUUUGGGCAUACAGUAUACAGUAGCUGAAGUAACAUACAUUCUCAAGUUGAAUUGUAUGUUCACUCGACUUUGAAUUUUAGGUUGAGUAAACAAACAAUUUAACUAGAAAAUGUAUUUAACCUUAUUUGCAUAUUUCCCUGAGUGCCUUGCCUUUUGAGUGAAUUGUAUUUACCACCCAUGACUGUAUUUGUUAGCGACAGAGACAUGGUUGAUGUAUUCAAUGGUUUUCAGUACUGUAGCUAUCCCCAAGUGAGUGUCUAAGUGAAUGUCAUCUUUAAAAUGUAACUAUUUAUGAUAAUAUAUUGUAUAAACCCUAACACAAUGGCCUGAAACUGUUAGUUUAUAGGUCAUAUCAAGCCUGCAGGUCACAUUAUGCUGGCUUGCAAAGUGGUGUGUAAUUCCUGUUGGAAUCGAGCCAGAGUGAGGAUAUCCAACAAUUGGAAGUUUUAAUAGCCCACAACGUCGAUUCAGAAUGACUGCCGGGGUAAGGAAUGUUGAUUAUUGAGACUAUCCAAAUCAUAUAAACUGGAACAGAAACAGAAACAGAAAACAGAAAAUCUCAGAAACAGGUGCAAUAAGUCC
Molecule: messenger RNA, 2528 nt
Organism: Oncorhynchus tshawytscha (Chinook salmon)
Lineage: Eukaryota; Metazoa; Chordata; Actinopteri; Salmoniformes; Salmonidae
Product: gonadotropin-releasing hormone II receptor-like
Exons: 4
Coding region: 684-1841 (385 amino acids)
Biological process (GO): G protein-coupled receptor signaling pathway
Cellular component (GO): membrane
Molecular function (GO): gonadotropin-releasing hormone receptor activity; peptide binding
Source: RefSeq, a predicted model, not a curated record